AUGAACCUACCAGCCGAGCACGGGGUGCGCACUUUCACGGCACAGUCUUGCGCGAGAAAAAAUGACUCUGAACACUCACACACACACACACACACACACACACUCUCUCUCUCUCUCUCUCUCUCUCUCUCUCUCUCUCUCUCUCAAACUCUCUCUCAAACUCUCUCUCUCUCUCAAACUCUCUCUCUCUCUUUCUCUCAAACUCUCUCAAACUCUCUCCAAACUCUCUCAAACUCUCUCAAACUCUCUCAAACCCUCUCUCUCUCUCUCUCUCUCUCUCUCUCUCGCUCUCACACACACACACACACUCUCUCUCUCUCUCUCUCUCGCUCUCUCAAACUCUCUCUCUCUCAAACUCAAACUCUCUCUCUCUCAAACUCUCUCAAACUCUCAAACUCUCUCCUCUCUUUGUUGCGCAAGACGAAAAUGAUGACAAUGAUCGCAAAGCUGAUAACAAAACACACACACACACACAACGAGCGCGAGGUGAUCGCGUCCGAUCAGGCCGGAUCCGCGGUCGCCAAGGGUGUGCGCGUGUGUCGAGUCUUGCCCAAACUCUUCUCGGAAUCUCGUGAGCAAGAUCGCCACGAUGUGGCCAAACACAAGGCCCAGAUCCAGCCUUUCUUUGCCAUGUAUGAACGCCACUUUGACGAGAGUGUGCGUGAGGAGCCGAAGCACAUCUUGGCGCGCCUCGAGCAGCAGCCUGCCGUCGAAAAUCGCUCCGUUACCCACAUCUUUAUUCUCCACUGCCACGACCAAGACCAAGACCAACUCAACAUGGCCGGAGGCAUGAUUCUAGAGUACUACCCCCGCAGUUGUGUGCUCCUUCUCUCCUACAUCUUCAUCGACAAGCGCUUCCGCAACGAGCGUCAAGUUGGUGGCGAGACCAUUCGCCUCGCCGAGAGCCUCAUUAACUCACCCUCGCUGGGUGGAAUCCCGUCCCUGAUUCAGCGUCUUCGUCAAAGCAAGCAAGAGGUUGCCGCCGUCGUCCUGGAAGGCGAAAACGCCGCUCGCACUCUGGACCAAUCGAGCAACGGAAACGAGACCUUCAUCUCCCCUGCCGCUCUGCUCAAGUUCUUUCGGCGCAUCGGAGCCAAACGCGUCAACUUUGAUUAUAUUCAGCCCGCCGUCGCCGCCGACGCGCCCAUCGACACCUCGCAGGACCUCUUUGUGAUCCCGCACCUGACCGAAAGGAGCGGCGUGUUGCCCCGCGUACGCGCCGCUGUCAUUAUGCAAUACAUCAUCGACAUCACUUACUCCCUGGAUCGCUACUCCAAUCCCCCCGCCUAUGCCGCGGACGCCUACCAAGCAGACCUGCAGCUAGCACAAACCAUCGCCCCGGGUGCCACAGUGCCCGCGUUUCAAGGCCCGCGCUUGGUCAGUGAAUCAGCCCGGCGACUGCAGCUCUCCCUGCUGGAGCAAGACGAUGACCUGGAACUGGAGGAAGAGGUUAAGCUCGAUCUCACCGAGGUCCCAUACGCUGAAGAACCUUUGCUCAAAAUGUCCGCCGUCAACGUCUGUCUCAUGUACAUGGUGGACGAGUCCCUCUUCAAGCGCAGGACCAACCACCGACGCAAGCCUUGUCCCGUUUUUCACUCGUUCGAGAUGGAUCUGCUCAACUAUGCCUACCAGCGUCGCGACCCAGCCUUUGAGGGCCGCUUUCAGCGUGUGGUGGAGGUGACCAUUCGUUUUCCAGAGCGCUUCGAGUUUGUGAGCGAGGGCCGCCACGAGCUGUUUGUGCCCUUGAAUGACGGGACGCUGCGGCAGUUUGGUGAGCAAUUCCACCGCUGCGUUGAUGCACGACUUCACCUCUCCUCCUUUCGCUUUUUUGGCUGUGACGAGCUGAUCUGGAACGUCGGCAUCGCCCCCGCCGCUGAUUCGGCUUUUACUGAAUAUGAUGUCAUCAAACUGCUCAAGUACUUCAACGGUCUGCAGGAGCACGGCAACCUGAGCGCCAUUCAGCGGCAACAGAACCGCAUCCAGUUUACGCGUCGUGGAAACGAUGUAUUUGCGCCCCUGACUGAAUUUCUUUUUGGCGAAAAAGGCAUCAUCUGUCACUACGAGCCCCUCUCGGCAGACAUUCCACCACUAGGGGUGCAAGACAUUUCCUCCGGCAUUCUCGAGUUGGUGUUGGGGGAUGAGUACUCUCAGUUGUGCCGCAACAAGGUCUUUGUCACGGACGAUCGUGCCGCCGACGUUUUUGACAUUGUGGAGAAGUGCUCCUCGGAUGAGGGCAAUGUCGGCCUCUCCCAUUCAGACAGUGAACUGGUGGCGUACUGUCACAUUUUAUGCGGGUUCUCUCUGGGUAUCAUGGAUUUUGCCCGCAUGGACAAUGGAGCCAUUAUCAUCAACCGUGGUCUGCAAUUUGCGAUCUCCGUUACCAAGGAUGACCUCGAGGUCGAUACGCCGAUGGUGGGCUUGGAGGAAACCCUGUUCAUGAACCCUUACCUCAUGGUGACGACGGCGGUUGCUAGUUUCAACCACCACCUCCUGACCAAGUUGGCAAAACGGGCCACGUACAACUUGCAGGCCUUGCGCGAUUGUAGCAGCCAGCGCGCUCUGCAACCAUUGUUGUCCGACAUGUCCGAUGUUGAGCGCCGCCUGCAGCGCCACGUCAUGCCCAACAUGUACAAUUUUGAAAACGAGCGGGAAAUUCACAGCAUCAUCUCUGAUUCACGCGGCAUUCAAAUAUUGCAGGAGCAGAUCAAAAGCAUGCAGGCCUCCUUUGAGUUCAACGUCGAGCAGCUGCAAGAACGCAUUGCCGCCGGUCACCAGCAACGCCUUGAAUUGCUCUUGGCCAUUGUUGGCAUCGCUGGGAUUUCGGGCGUCUUCUUUGACUUUAUCGCCGACGAGGACUUGGCCAAGCUUGUGGCUGGUAUUGUCUUGGGAGUUUUCCUGGUGGGCUUUUUGUUUUUUGAGUGCCGCCGUGCUCGGGCGACGCGGUGA
This is a messenger RNA of Monosiga brevicollis MX1, 2946 nucleotides long. RefSeq lists its product as uncharacterized. The transcript is spliced from 6 exons. The record is from RefSeq and is a predicted model, not a curated record. The coding region runs from base 1 to 2946 and encodes 981 amino acids. NCBI's taxonomy places the organism in Eukaryota, Choanoflagellata, Craspedida, Salpingoecidae.